Molecule: messenger RNA, 1819 nt
Organism: Pyrgilauda ruficollis (rufous-necked snowfinch)
Lineage: Eukaryota; Metazoa; Chordata; Aves; Passeriformes; Passeridae
Gene: HAUS8
Product: HAUS augmin like complex subunit 8
Exons: 10
Coding region: 80-1255 (391 amino acids)
Source: RefSeq, a predicted model, not a curated record
AUGGCGGCCACGGCCGCUCUGGGCUGAGGGGAAGCGACCCCUGCCCGGCCCCUCGUCCGCCCGCCGCUGCCUCGGCACGAUGUCCUCGGAAGGGAACGCCACGGCGGCGGCCAAACCAACGCCUAAAGCUAAGCGGAGAGGAGGAAGAAUCGUGCAGUCUCGCUACCUGCAGUUCGAUAAGAAACAUAACAAGGAGGUGCCGAGAGUGCCGAGCUCAGGCGUCGCUCAGCGAAAGGCAGAAAAGAAUGCUUCGUCAAGUUCCUCUUCAUCAAAUAGUUCUCUGCCAUCUUCUAGAAUUAAAGCAAGAUCGUUUGUCUCUCAGAAACACGAAACUUCUGCUAGUGUGGACCUCAGCUCAUUGAAUCAGGCUGCUUUGGAGAAGGGUGACUUGCAGUCCACUUUAUUAGAUGAAGGGAAAAUGAAGCUACCAGACCUUGAUAUUUCUGUUAUUAACGAACCUGGUGGUCUAUUGACCCACCCUAUAGACCUUAACAGAAGAGCAGCACAUGGACUUUGUUGUGAUACAGAUAAUAAAAGUGACUCCAAGAAGAGUUCUUAUUCAGAAUCUGCUUCAGAAGAAGAUUCAGAGACACAGGAAAUAAGUGAAGAGACUGAUGAGGAAGGUGAUUCUUGUGAUCUGAUGGCAGAGCUGGAAUCUGAGACACUACUUUUAACUUUCCUAAGAAUAAAGACAGAAAAAAAGAUUGCCAAGAUGGAGGAAAAAGCUGAAAAAAACUUGCUAAAGUUGUGUGAAGAGAAGCGGAAAGAACAGGAGAAGCUCUGGGAGCUGAAACGUGAAAUUCUGCUCAAGGAGAGAGAGCAGAAGCUCAAUGAAACAUUAGACAAACAGAUAGAAGUGCUGUCUCCCCUCGUUGCUGUCUGUGAACAGUUUAAAGAGCAGUACAAAAGCUUUGCAGCUUCCCUGGAUGCUACGAGACACGAAUUGCCCAUAAAGAGCAUUCACAUAGAAGGAGAUAAGCAAACCUACCUUGAUGAACUGGGAAAGCAAUUAAUGAUCACACAGGAGCUUCUGACAGAAGUUAUGCCAAACCACUCAGAGGAUAGUGCAAAAGCACUUGGUGCACUGAAGGAGAUUCAAGAAGUGUCUCAGCAACUGAGUAAAGGGCUUCAAAGGAGCUUCACAGAUGUGCAGAACCUGUCCUUUGAAGCCAGUAAAGAAGUUUCUCUGCAUAACCAAUACGUGUGUGAAGAGAAGCAUGGAGUAGAUGUUGUGAAACGCUGGUAUUUCAACUGACUUUCUGUAUUGUUUUACUGCUGGGUAGGUACUAACUCAAAGCCAGCAGACUUUUUAUCCUUUUACUUCUGAUGUGGACAUACAACUUGCCCAGUUUUUCAGUGAAGUCAGCAGCAGGGCUGCUCACUGAUACAGGAAUUGGAGAGUUGUUCUGCAGGCUGUCCCACAGGGAGACAGCGCCGCUCGCUUUUAACGGGGAUUUCUGUGACAGGUUUUCCAUCCCUUUCUGCCCUGACAGUGCUGAAAGGUAAAUGAUAAAAAGUGCUAUUCCUGGCAAAUCUGACCUGUGUGGGAGUUACAGCUUGAGCAUUGGCUGCUCACUGAACAACUUCUGCAGGAACUCUGAUUUGUCCCGUAUUUCUGGAUGUGCUGGGUGGGUAUAAAGCACUUGCUUGGAAGGAGCCUGGUCACUUUAAACAAGUGAGAAGUUUUGGUAACUUCUCAUUUCUUCUUCAUUGUCUAAUUGCCUUGUAAAUAAAUUAUUGAAAUUACAAAUGCUUUUGUAUAAACCUGACUCCUCUUUAAGGAUUUUAUUGUUUUUAUUAAUAAAGUCUAUUCUCCACU